AUGUCAGGAAUUAGAACCGUUUCUUCGUCUUCCGGGAAUGUUAAAAGCUAUGACUCCAUAAUGAAGAUUCUACUAGUGGGUGACUCUGGAGUGGGCAAAUCGUGCUUGCUGGUGCGAUUUGUAGAAGAUAAGUUCAGCCCCUCUUUCAUUACGACGAUCGGAAUAGAUUUCAAGAUCAAGACCGUGGACAUAAACGGAAAGAAGGUAAAACUACAACUGUGGGACACUGCUGGUCAAGAACGGUUUAGAACGAUCACUACAGCGUACUACCGGGGUGCGAUGGGCAUAAUACUGGUUUACGACGUGACUGACGAACGUACUUUUGCCAAUGUCAAGCAGUGGUUCAGCACAGUCAAUCAGCACGCUAAUGAGGAAGCCCAGCUUUUGUUGGUGGGAAACAAGAGUGACAUGGAUUCGCGUGCGGUGACAACGGAGCAGGGUGACAGCUUGGCCAAGGAGCUGGGUAUCCCCUUUGUUGAGGCCAGCGCAAAAGACGACACCAAUGUCAACGACAUUUUUUUCCUGCUUGCUAAGUUGAUCCAGGAGAAAAUCGACAGCGAAAAGCUCGUGGGAAACGCAGGUCGUGACGGAAAUGUUAACAUUGGAUCUUCAAACCAGGGAACCAAGUCCGGCUGCUGUUAG
Molecule: messenger RNA, 642 nt
Organism: Lachancea sp. 'fantastica'
Lineage: Eukaryota; Fungi; Ascomycota; Saccharomycetes; Saccharomycetales; Saccharomycetaceae
Source: the annotation of a GenBank genome assembly